Molecule: messenger RNA, 2764 nt
Organism: Neocloeon triangulifer
Lineage: Eukaryota; Metazoa; Arthropoda; Insecta; Ephemeroptera; Baetidae
Product: fibrous sheath CABYR-binding protein
Exons: 9
Coding region: 288-2270 (660 amino acids)
Source: RefSeq, a predicted model, not a curated record
AAAGGCAGCCCUGAAAACAAUAUGGCGGCGUCGACAGGUUGAAAGAUGUGACUAAUUCCAGCUUCCAGCUUUCCCGUCACUCUUCUCACGUUUUCCAGUUCCUUUUUGCAUUUUGGAACUCAUUCCCACUCCACGUCGCUGCAACCCUAUCGUUUCAACGUCCCACCGCAUUAUCCCAUGCUGGAAGAUGCAGAAUUCGUGUUGAUUUUGGAUGUUCGGGCGCUGCAACUGCUAUGUUGACAUUUCCGUCGGAUACAUGUUGCACAUGAUUUAAAGAUGUCAGAGUGAUGUUCGAGUCCAACAGUCCGGAAGAAUUCCAAGUGGUAUUAGCCUGGGUAAUAUCCUUCUCAGUUUUCAUUAUGUUGGUCGCCUUCUUUGGGUGUGUGUGCGGCUGCAAGAAGAAAAAUUCUGAGAAAGACGAAUGGAUUGGUAAAGAAGGGAAAUUGAAGCCUCUCAAUAAUUUAGACGAUGACAUUUUACCUGCAACUGAUGAAUCCCAAAAAGCAGCAAACAGAGCUUCGACUGCCAAUAGGAGUUUGCCAGAUAUUCCAGUGAAUGAAGUUCGAGAUGCAAACCCUACUUGGGAUGCAAACCAGCUCACCAUAACCUCCGACAACUGCUCUGGGCUUUAUGCGACUGUUGGCGAAAACUCUAGCUUGGAAACGGAGACUAAGGCAAAGAAGAGGCAGGCGCCAAGUGUGCCAAAUCCAGGAAAUAGUGCUGGCGAUUCUGCCUCUGGCAACUUGAAAUCUUCGAUGCAUCAGUAUGCCAAGCUAAGCCAUCCUUAUGCUCGAGUCAAACCUCCACCUCCUAAAAACGAUGCUCAAGCGUUGUCUAGCAUUGCAACGCAACCAUCAAUUGAAUUUGACAGCUCUGAAACCACACCUGGCACUUUAGAGGGUUCCGAAACCACCCUCUCAUCCAGCACUGAUCAGCCAAUCCCUCCUCCUAGGACGAGACGUUCGUCCUCUCAAAGCAAUCUUUUUUACCCGUCGAACACUCCUCCAUUAGCUUCUGGGGCAAGAAGUGCUAAUACUUUGCCAUCAUAUCCAUCCAAUUCGUCAUCAAUUCUAAUGCCGGACUCAAUUCCUGCUGGUCCUGCCAUCAUGGGAAAGAUUUCUGCGAGCCAGGAACUUCCGUAUAUCACACUUCCUCUUGAUAAUAUUUUACGUCACAACUCUGUACCUGCCGAUCUUCAAAACCAUGCUGUUGAGGAAGAAAACGCAAAUGGGGUCGAUGAAGCCAACAAUGCAGCACAAGAGGAGGCAGACCAGAGAAACCAAGGUGCCGGGCAUUUCAGUGGAGACUCUCAGGAUUCCAGCAAGGGCUACACCAGUAUCAGUGUGAGAGAACCGCUUGCAAGCAUCCGAGCCCAGACAGCUGGUCAGCUAAGCCGCCGGACAGAUCCUCAUUACGCAACUGUUUCUGAUGAUUCAGACGAAAUGUAUGCGGCCAUUGAGGAUAGGACUGGCAGUGAUACUUAUGCCCAAAUUGUGCCAUUGCCACAGCAGCAACCACCUCCACCAAGCGUGGAUAGUUUGAGAAGCACUGUGGCAGAAAAUCAUUCUCGACAAGCAUCCUCGUCAAGUGCUUCAAGUGCAGCUGUUGUAGUUGGGUCCCCUAAGCCUGAAAAGAGGCAGGCAAACUCUCCCUUGCCGCCGCCACCUGCAGUUCCUCCACCUAAUAUUUCCCCUCCUCCAACUCCUACAACUCUCCCCCAGAGCAAACUAGAUGAAAUGUAUGCAAAAGUCAACAAGAAAAAGAACUCAAAAGAAGGCCCCCAGGUGGUGGCCAAGGAGGGAACAUCUCGGGACUCGACAGUCCAGAUCAACUUUGACUUGAACUCUGGCUAUGAAAGUCUACCUAGCAACAGGCCUCCUUCAAUGGAGCCUAAUUACGAGUCUAUGAGUUCAAACAUUCUUGACACAGACUCUGCUUCUGGUUAUGCUGUUGUUGCACCUAAAAAAACAGACUAUGCUUCGUACGGUUCGACGAGACAGAGGAAUUCUUUGCACCAACCAAUUGAUCCCAACUAUGAGGAGCUUGGGCUCAAUAGAGAUCCCUCCUCUGUCCAAGAACCUAAUUAUGAGAUGCUGAAUGGCGAGCCAAAUUAUGAGCCUUUAAAAUCUGUCUCCUCAACUCAGGACGACCCCAAUUAUGAGAGUGUGUUGAGCCUGCAAGAACCUCCGUACGAACAAUUGAACCAAACUUCCGACAGUGCCGGUGAUAUUCUAUAUGCAACAGUCAACAAAACUAGCAAGGCUACAUAGAUUGCAAAAUGAGACUGUUUAAACUUGAAGAUUUCUUGACACCAACUUUUUGGCAGCCAAAUAUUUAAAUAUCUUGUGAUACAACUCAAUACUUGUGAUUUUGUGUUAAAAAGCUGUGAGCUACUAUCCAACAAUUUCCUAUUUGAAGCAAUGUGCCACUUGAUCACAUUCGUAGACUUCUUUUUGACGAGCGUUUCUUUAGGCAUUUCAUUUUUUUCCACUUUUGCAUUUUUCUUAUUACAACAAUAAUAUUUGAUUCCAAACAAAUUUUGGGCGGUAAAUGUGAAAUCCCAUUAGAAGCAGGAUGAGAAUGACUGGAAAUAUUUAAUUUUUAUUUGGCGCUCAGUUACUCAAGCAUUAAUAAAUGGCCUUGUGUCGGUUACAAACAAAUGGAAUACAUAUAUUUUGAAAUUCAAAAUAUCUGCUCAACUAACUUAUUGCAUACAAAAUGAAUUAAAGAAUAUUGGAAGUGUAUUUUUUGUAUUUCACAUAUU